AUGCCACAGCCCGUGCGACCGCGGCGGUUCGCACCAUUGAAUCCCGCGAAGAAGAAUGGAGACGAGAGGCCAGCAUUGAAGGGAAUAGUCUUUGAUGUCGACGGUACAUUAUGUUUACCACAAAACUACAUGUUUGCAGAGAUGCGGUCAGCGCUGGGGAUUGAGAAGCCGACGGACAUUUUGGACCACAUCUACUCACUACCCGAGACUGAGCAAGAAGAAGCACAGGAAAAAAUACGUGACAUUGAGCGCACGGCAAUGAAGUCGCAACAGCCGCAGGCCGGGCUCGUAGAGCUCAUGGAGUAUUUAGACUCUCGUGGCAUCAAGAAGGGCAUCUGCACACGCAACUUCGACGCACCCGUCACCCAUCUCCUUACCACAUUUCUACCGACAUCGAAAUUCAGCCCUGUCGUGACGCGAGAGUUCAGACCACCGAAGCCUGACCCUGCGGGAAUCCUGCACAUUGCGAAGAACUGGAUGCACGAAGACGGAGGAAAGAGCUUAAUCAUGGUCGGGGAUUCAAUUGAUGAUAUGACGGCGGGUUAUCGUGCUGGAGCUGCGACUGUGUUGCUGGUCAACGAUGUUAAUAAGCAUCUUGCUGAGCAUCAGCAUACAGAUCUCGUCGUCAAGCAGCUGGAUGAUCUCAUCGACAUUCUAGAGAAUGGGUUCGAAGGACGUGUAGAAGCCAACGAAGAGAAUGUAGAUGCAAAGAAGCAAGUCGAGGAAGCCGUCAGUAAGAAUUGA
Alternaria atra is the source of this 744-nucleotide messenger RNA. RefSeq lists its product as uncharacterized. Lineage: Eukaryota; Fungi; Ascomycota; Dothideomycetes; Pleosporales; Pleosporaceae. The record is from RefSeq and is a predicted model, not a curated record. The transcript is spliced from 2 exons. The coding region runs from base 1 to 744 and encodes 247 amino acids.